GUUAUAAAUUGUAUGAUUUGUUUCCUUAGGCAAAUGUUUCCCUAUUGAGAAGGAACCGAAAGAUGGAUAAAACGGAGCAUCUUGCUGACUGGAUGUCUAACCUUAAUGAGAAGUUCACAAAAAUUCCUUUGAGCCGCCUUGCCAUUCCAGGGAGCCAUGAUGCUAUGGCAUACAGCUUAGAUAUGGACUCUUCUGUGCUGGAACCUAAAAGAUUGAAGGCCUUGGAUAAAAUGUUUAGUGCUUUCUUAAGGCCCAUUGUCAAAAAAUGGGGCACUGUCCAGGAAAAAAACAUCUCUGAGCAGCUUGACGGUGGUGUGCGAUACUUCGAUCUGAGGGUUGCUGGGAAGCCUGACUCCAGUGAUUUAUUCUUCUACCAUGGACUCUACACGACAAUGACAGUGAAGGAGGGAAUGACAGAAUUGGAUAAAUGGCUAGAACAGCAUUCCAAGGAGGUGGUGAUCCUUACUUUCUCGCAUUUCAAAGAAAUGACAGCCGAUCAACAUAAUGGCCUGACCAACUUCCUCAAGGAGCACUUUAAAACAAAACUCUGCCCGAAGCCUCAAGUGCCCUCACUAAACGACUGCUGGGGAAAUGGUCAUCAGAUCAUCCUUUCUUAUGACUACAGUUUUGUCAAUGAUGAAGCUGUACUGUGGCCUCGAAUCGAAUACUGGUGGGCUGAUAACUCAGACCCCAAGGAAGUCAUUUCAUACCUCAAUACCCAGAAACAAAAGGGUAGGCCAGAGGGAUUUUUUGUUGCUGGUCUAAAUCUGACUUUUGAUGGGAAAGACAUGGUCCUGUACCUAAUGAAGUCUUUGAAGGAGAAGACCAUGGCGGCGUACCCUCUGUUGCUGGACUGGGUGAAGGAACAACACCAGGGCCCUGACAAAGAAAGCAUUAACAUCAUUGCUGGAGAUUUUGUUGGGGUGAAUAGCUUUGCUCAGGAUAUCAUUCAGCUCAACAGAGCAGACAGUGGUUCAUGAAGAUCCAAUGGAUGCAGUUCCAGUAAAGAAGGGGAGAUUCUGUCAAGAAAAAUAUAUACAAGCAUAAAAAUGUUUUUGUACUUGUGAGAUUUCCAAAUUUUGUUCAUUCAUAGGAAGUCAAUAAAUGCCAAAAAGUGAAA
Messenger RNA from Myxocyprinus asiaticus (Chinese sucker), 1120 nucleotides. RefSeq names its product PI-PLC X domain-containing protein 1. Lineage: Eukaryota; Metazoa; Chordata; Actinopteri; Cypriniformes; Catostomidae. Gene Ontology annotation, biological process: lipid metabolic process. Bases 63 to 980 code for a protein of 305 amino acids. Gene Ontology annotation, molecular function: phosphoric diester hydrolase activity. The record is from RefSeq and is a predicted model, not a curated record. The transcript has 7 exons.